This is a messenger RNA of Ipomoea triloba (trilobed morning glory), 823 nucleotides long. RefSeq lists its product as uncharacterized. Lineage: Eukaryota; Viridiplantae; Streptophyta; Magnoliopsida; Solanales; Convolvulaceae. Bases 23 to 823 code for a protein of 266 amino acids. The transcript is spliced from 4 exons. The record is from RefSeq and is a predicted model, not a curated record.
AAGACAGCUCUCAUCAAGAAGAAUGAGUCAGGAUUAUGAUUCCAGGGAAGGUAGUAUUGAUUAUGCAGUUGCAGUUGCCGCGGCAGCAUAUGCCAUUAAAUCACUCGAAGACUCAAUCAGGGAUCAGAGGAAAGGUCCUCUACCAGAGAAAAAUUUUACAAUAAGGACAGCAACAAUAGUUGAUACUAGAAAGCCAAUAGCACCAACCUCAUCCAUUAAGAAGGCACCAACCCUCAUGAAUAGCACAAAUGGAGUGGCCAGCUCCAAACCUGAAAUUGAAGCAGCCCGGAAGAUUGACAGACCUGCUGCAACAUCCUUCAGAAAGACUCCCACAUUUGGAGAGAGGUUGUUGGAUCGUCCAGCCACUCGAAAGCCAGAGACUCCGGUGAAUCUUCCAUCAAGACAAUUUUCAUCUCAACCAUCCACCCCAACAAAGGUUGUAAAAGGAGGUACCAGGGCAGAUGUUUGGGAACAGGAAGAGUUGGAAAAGAUCAGAAAACGGUAUGAGAAGCUGAAUUCCACAAUUGAUGAAUGGGAGACUAAAAAGACAAUAAAAGCCAAACGCCAUUUAGAGGAAACGGAGGCUGACUUGGAUACCACAAGGGCAAAAGCUCUGGCACAUUACUGCAAUGAGGUUGAGAGGAUUGUAAACAUUUCGGAAGGAGCCAACAGACAGGCAGAGCAGAAUCAGCAAAACGAAGAGCUUAAGAAGAAUCGAGAAGAGAGCUCAGAAGAGAAGAGAAGAGAAGAGAAUGGUCAUAAAGAGAGCUCAGAAGAGAAGAGAAGAGAAGAGAAUGGUCAUAUAUUUUCAAUAAGCAAAUGA